GCUCUCGCCCUCUUUUCCCUCUUUUCCACCCUUCCUUCCUGUACCAGAAAAUGAGUUGCGUCGUCGCGCUGAAACUCCGAGGGUAGUCAUCUAACGAUCGCUUUACGGAAACGCCCGAAUGUGUUAUUACUUGUAUAGUAAGGGAUGGUGGUGGGUUUGUUCGGUGCCUUGAUUCCCGAAUCCCGAAUCCAACUGUUUACAAAAUUCCAUUUUUCCGGAAGUGAAUACACAAAAAUGUGAUUCUGUUAUUAUUUAUUUUUUCUUUUUCGCUUCCGUCGUGAUCCGACCAACGCUUCUUCACGUUCGUAACGAGUUUGAAUCAUCACCUGUGCGUUAUCUCCGCCGAAUAUAUACCUGAACCUGACACCGAAGUCAAUUCGGUACAGGGCGGAUGAAGAUCGCGGGGGGCAGUUAUCGUCCAAUCCUCACUCGCGAGUUGCAAUUAAUUUAAAUACACUUGUACGACUUCAUAAUCUCAGCUCACGUAUACAUGCUGUGGCCGGGUAAAUGGAAACCCACGUAAAUCCAACGGAUAAAAAACGUAUAUAAAAAAUUAUCAAAAUCAUAUCAACCGAUCGCGCAUUAAUUCAUCCGAGUGAAGACGUAUCGUCAAUAAAUUGAGUGCGUCGAAUGAAAAGAGUGAGAAAAUUUUCCAUCGCUUUAAAGUGAUCACCGAGGUGGCGUAACGUCGUUCAAAAUACGUUUCGGUGCAGUCCUGUCCCCUUAGAAUCUCGAAACGAAAAUUCGAAUGCAUAUUUUUUACGCAAGCCCCGAUCAGUAGGAAGCUACGUAUUGCCUAAUCGAUGAACAAUGCGAAUGAUGCCUAAAUUUAAAUCUUUUAUUCGAUCAUUCACUUGAUACACGGACGAUUAUUUUUAUCGAAGGAGGAAAAAAAAAAAAAAACUAGGAAAAAUUAAACAAUCGUUAAUGGAUGCAUCAACCUAAUGCAAUUUCGAAGGAACAAUUUUCUAAUCGAUAUAAACUAUAAUCUGAUAAAAUAAACAACACGUCUGAAAACCAUUUUCUAAAUUCAAUUUAUGAUCCUUGAUUAUAUAGUUCGGAUAGUUUGUACGUAACUUGAAAAAAAGACAAACAAAAUCCGGGCAAUUUUUGCUACAGAAAAAAAAAAAGAAAAUAAUCGAUUUUGAUACCGAUUUAGCAGUGACGAUGGCCACGAAAUUGAAGUAAUUAAUAAAAAGAUUUUUUAUCCGACCGAAUCUGCGCGUGUAACAUGACUUGCGGUUGUCAAUUUUUGAAAAAACUUUCAAAUGUUACGAGACAAAAUGACCACAAGUACUUACUUCGAAUAGUAAGAAAAUUCUACUGUUACUUCGGGUAACAAUAAAUCUAUUGACGUACCUUAUCGUUAUUUCGACCAAGUUUUAUGCAGUGAGUAAUUAGUGGAUACCUAUAUCGUGCCGAUUUACGGUACGAAUUUAUGUAGUGAAUGGAUUUUCGGAAACGGCACAUACCGCCACAUCAGUUUGGAAUGGCAUUUGGAGUAUUACUCGUGACAGUAGUCAACCUAAUUAUCACAGGGUAUUUACUCACAAUUAUCGGACAUGCUAACGCUACUGGUAAUUGGGAUACGGACGAUGAUCCAGUUUCUACAUUAGAAGUCAGAGCUGUUCUUGGCCGUACUGCAGAAUUGCCUUGCGACAUCGAACCAUCCACAAGGGAAGAUCGUCUGUACAUGGUGCUCUGGUUUCGCGAUCGUACAGUAAAACCUAUUUACAGGUACGACCUCCGAGGGAGAAGUCACACCAACGCGCUUCAUUGGUCGGAUGACAACGCUUUUGGACCUCGAGCGAAUUUUGAGACAUCCUCCAAACCCGCGGCCGCCCUGAAACUCGAAGCUGUCCAACUGAAGGACGAAGGAAUAUACAGAUGUCGUGUAGAUUUUAGAAAUUCACCGACCAGAAAUUUCCAAGUCAAUUUAACCGUGAUAGUACCGCCCCAUCAACUUUUAAUUUACGACGGAGCCGGCGACAAGGUGGAAGACGUCGUGGGACCUUUUCAAGUUGGUUUGGAAUUUCGACUGUCCUGCGAAGUUCGAGGAGGAAAACCAGCUCCCAAUAUCACCUGGUUCGUAAACAGAGACGAGGCCGAGGGACAAAUUCAGGAGACCGCCCUGAACAUUAUCGUUAGCAAAUUAACCGUACCGAAAUUACGAAGAGAGCACCUAAACACGACGUACAAAUGCAGGGCCUCGAAUACGGAACUCAUAUCACCGUUGGAAAAAACGGUCCUCUUGGAUGUUCAUUUAAAACCGAUAUCGGUGAAGAUAUUAUCGAAACCGGCUAUUUUGGAGGCUGAAACCGAGUGUUCGUUAACGUGCGAAGUAAUCGGUUCUCAUCCACCGGCUCAUGUGAUGUGGUUCGAAGGAAAUCUGGAGUUUCGUACUGGGCAGUUCCGAAAAAGCGUCAACUCCACGGUGGUUUUGAAUACCGUGAGAUUUUCCCCUACUCCCGAAGACGACGGUAAAAUUUUAAGAUGUCGCGGGGAGAAUCCGGAGAUACGUGGCGCAUUUUUGGAAGACACUUUUCAAAUGAACGUCGUAUUUUCACCGAGGGUCUUCUUGCAACUCGGGAGCACCCUUAACGCUGAAAAUAUAAAAGAGGGCGACGACGUGUACUUCGAAUGUCAAGUUCGCGCGAAUCCUGAACUCCACAAAAUCACCUGGCAGCAUAACGGAAUGAUGCUCGUUCAGAACGUCUCCGCGGGUGUUAUAGUAAGUACGAAAAGUCUGGUUUUGCAAAGUAUCAGCAGAGACAACGCCGGAAAUUACACGUGCGUGGCGGCCAAUAAACGCGGAGAAACGACGAGUCCCGGUGUACUGCUUAGAAUACAAUUCGCCCCAGUUUGCAAAACCAAAGAAAUCACCAUAAUCGGUGCUUCUCUCGAAGAGUCCGUCAGAGUAAGAUGCCAAGUAAUCGCGGAUCCUUCCGAGAUCGAUUUCAUAUGGGAGUUCAACAACAGCGGCGAGAAUUUGGACGUAGCCCCGAUAACGUUCGACACGAAAAACGGGACCACCAGUGAAAUAAUAUACACUCCCGUUUCCGAAAGGGAUUACGGGGCGUUGACCUGCUGGGGGAAGAACGCAAUCGGGAAACAGGAGUCACCGUGCGUCUACCAAGUAAUUCCAGCCGUGAAACCAGGGCCUCUGAAUAAUUGCACGGUGAGGGCGUCUUUGAACAGAAGUUCGGAGAUGCUGGAGGUCGAUUGUAUUCCCGGAUACGACGGUGGUUUGCGGCAAGAGUUCAGACUCGAGGCUUACGAAGUUCUUACCGGUAAUUUGCGGCUGAACAUUUCGAGCUCGACUCCCGAUGCCCCGAUAUUCAGGAUAAACGUCGCUGACCUGCUUCCCGCAACGCAUUUCAAUCUGGUCGCUUACGCCGUCAACGCCAAAGGACGCAGCGAAAUUUGCUUACUCGACGACAUAAUGCUCCGAGAUUCGGAAAAACACACGGAUAGCAGCAUUAAUGUUAUUCCACUCGUGUUACUGGUGACCGGUUGUUUAAUGGCACUUGGAAUCGCGAUGCUUUCCAUAAUAUUAAUAAUGUAUAGACGACGUGGUACUACGUCGCCGGUUCACAUUGAACCUUAUAUGAAACAACCCAUUAUCACGCCUCCGGACUCGAAGAACAACUCCAUGUUCGACAUCACUAACGGGGAUACAUAUUUCGUCGAAUAUACGCUCAAACAAGUCAACGAUUAUUCUAUGAACAUACAACCAGAUAUCAUACAAUCUCCCCAAGAACAGGGAAAAUUGACUCGAGAACCACAACUAUUUUUGCCCGUCAGACCGGACAAAUUGUUCUCCCCUUGUGAUAUUCACAAGCAAAGCCUUCAGAGCAACGGCUAUACCUUGAAUCCGUUUUCCACGAAGUCGUGGGAACCCAUCAGUUUCAAAGCAGAUCGAAACCUUAUGAAGGAGAUAAUUAUCGCGAACUCAAUACCAGGUCCUGAAAGUUGUGUAUAAGUUUUUUCUUGCAGCAGACGUGCACGACGUAUGUACAAAGACGCUGAUUGUGAGUCCAAAGUCCGUUGGAAACCCCAUAAAGAAAAUCGACGUCGAAUGAAAAGGCUGGCGUCGAGGCGCGCCGCCGUUCGAACGGGGGAUGAAGAAAUAAUGAAAUAAACGAAGACGACAAAAAACUGGACAGAACUUCAUUCGAUGUUUUUUUCUAGAUUCGCGAGAAACGAAAACCGAAAAGGACCCUUUUUCCACACGUACAGUUAAAUAUGGUGUCUGCAGAAGUGAACCCCUAUAACGCUGGAACAAAUCAUUCUCGACGUGUGGCAAAAAAAAAACAAACAAACAAACCAAAAAAAAAAAACCAUAGAAAUGUAAAAAGUCAUAUAAUUGGCUUUUCGAAGUGAUUAAGCUUUCGUGUGAAACUAUUAAUAUAACAAGCGAUGGCGUUAACUGGCAUGCUCUUGUCGUUACGCGACAACGUUUGUGUAGACGUAUUAUAACGAUAUGACGUACCGUACCUAUUCGAAGAGAAAACGAAAGAAAAAAGAAAUGACGAGAAUUAAAAAUUAAAAACUAAAUCAUUUUGCAAAAGGUGUGAAAAAUAUUCGAUGAAGGAUAAAAAUUUCUCAUACGCCUAUUUUCACUUCGUCAUAUUUGAUUGAUACAUGUUGUUUUUUUUCCUUCCAUUCUUCUUCAUCUUUUAUUUUGCAAUAUCACGUAUUUUAUAGACAAAAUAAAAUGAAACAAAAAAAAAAAAAACAGAAAA
Messenger RNA from Athalia rosae (coleseed sawfly), 4745 nucleotides. RefSeq names its product protein turtle homolog A (gene side-III). NCBI's taxonomy places the organism in Eukaryota, Metazoa, Arthropoda, Insecta, Hymenoptera, Athaliidae. The transcript is spliced from 15 exons. The record is from RefSeq and is a predicted model, not a curated record. The coding region runs from base 1448 to 3982 and encodes 844 amino acids.